This is a messenger RNA of Microthlaspi erraticum, 2577 nucleotides long. The record is from the annotation of a GenBank genome assembly. Lineage: Eukaryota; Viridiplantae; Streptophyta; Magnoliopsida; Brassicales; Brassicaceae.
AUGAAUCUCGCAAUUCCGAAUCCCAACUCACACCAGCUCUCCUUCCUCAUCCAGAACUCCAGUUUCAUCGGAAACCGGAGAUUCGCCGACGGCAACCGUCUCCGUUUCCUCUCCGGGGGGAAACGACACUGUUCCCUCUCCGGAAAAAUCAAAGCGAAGACGAAGGAUCUCGUUCUGGGCAACCCCUCCGUCUCCGUGGAGAAAGGAAAAUACAGCUACGACGUCGAAUCGCUGAUUAACAAGCUGAGCAGCCUCCCACCUCGCGGCAGCAUCGCCAGAUGCCUCGACAUAUUCAAAAACAAGCUCUCGCUGAACGAUUUCGCGCUCGUCUUCAAAGAGUUCGCCGGCCGCGGCGAUUGGCAGAGGUCGCUCCGCCUCUUCAAGUAUAUGCAACGGCAGAUCUGGUGCAAGCCAAACGAGCACAUCUACACCAUCAUGAUCUCCUUGCUCGGCAGAGAAGCUCUUCUCGACAAAUGCCUCGAGAUAUUCGACGAAAUGCCAAGCCAAGGCGUGGCACGAAGCGUCUUCUCCUACACGGCUCUGAUCAACGCCUAUGGCCGAAACGGACGGUACGAAACUUCCCUCGAGCUUCUUGAUAGGAUGAAGAACGAAAAAAUCUCACCUAAUAUCUUGACUUACAACACGGUGAUCAAUGCCUGUGCUAGAGGCGGCUUAGAUUGGGAAGGUUUAUUAGGCUUGUUUGCAGAGAUGAGGCAUGAGGGGAUACAACCUGAUAUUGUGACUUACAACACACUGCUUAGCGCUUGUGCCAUUAGAGGUUUAGGUGAUGAGGCUGAAAUGGUGUUUAGGACUAUGAACGAUGGUGGGAUAGUUCCGGAUUUAACCACAUAUAGUCAUCUCGUUGAGACGUUUGGGAAGCUGCGCCGGUUAGAGAAAGUUUCUGAUCUCUUAGGUGAGAUGGCUUCCGGGGGGAGUUUGCCGGAUAUUACUUCUUAUAACGUGUUGUUAGAGGCGUAUGCGAAGUCCGGGUCUAUUAAGGAAGCUAUGGGGGUUUUCCAUCAGAUGCAGGCUGCAGGGUGUACGCCGAACGCGAAUACGUAUAGUGUUUUGCUGAAUUUGUUUGGACAGAGUGGGAGGUACGAUGACGUUCGGCAGCUUUUUCUUGAGAUGAAAUCGAGCAAUACGGAUCCUGAUGCUGCCACGUACAAUAUCUUGAUUGAGGUUUUUGGGGAAGGAGGGUAUUUUAAGGAGGUGGUGACUUUGUUCCAUGACAUGGUGGAGGAGGAUAUUGAGCCUGACAUGGAGACAUACGAGGGGAUAAUAUUUGCUUGCGGGAAAGGAGGGCUUCAUGAAGAUGCUAGGAAGAUUUUGCAUUAUAUGACAGGUAAGGAUAUUGUGCCGAGCUCCAAGGCGUACACUGGGGCUAUUGAAGCGUUUGGGCAGGCUGCUUUGUAUGAAGAAGCGCUUGUUGCGUUUAACACCAUGCAUGAAGUGGGAAGCAAUCCUAGUGUUGAAACGUACCACUCGCUGUUGUAUUCUUUUGCGAGGGGAGGACUUUUUAAGGAGUCUGAGGUGAUUUUGUCUAGGUUGGUGGAUUCUGGUAUUCCUAGGAACAGAGAUACGUUCAACGCGCAGAUAGAAGCGUACAAGCAAGGAGGGAGAUUUGAAGAGGCUGUGAAGACGUAUGUGGAUAUGGAGAAGUCGAGAUGUGAUCCUGAUGAAAGGACGCUUGAGGCUGUUUUGAGUGUGUAUUCUUGUGCACGGCUUGUUGAUGAGUGUGUGGAGCAGUUUGAGGAGAUGAAAGCUUCUGAUAUAUUGCCCAGUAUCAUGUGCUACUGUAUGAUGCUUUCUGUUUAUGGAAAAACAGAGAGGUGGGACGAUGUGAAUGAGUUACUGGAGGAGAUGCUUUCGAAUAGAGUAUCGAAUAUCCAUCAAGUGAUUGGGCAAAUGAUAAAGGGAGAUUAUGAUGAUGACUCAAACUGGCAGAUAGUGGAAUAUGUGUUAGACAAACUCAAUUCAGAAGGAUGUGGUUUGGGGAUAAGGUUUUACAAUGCACUUCUGGACGCUUUGUGGUGGCUGGGACAGAAAGAGCGAGCUGCGAGGGUACUCAACGAGGCAACAAAACGUGGGCUUUUCCCAGAGUUAUUCCGGAAAAACAAACUCGUUUGGUCUGUUGACUUGCAUAGGAUGUCUGAGGGUGGCAUGUACACAGCACUAUCGGUUUGGCUAAAUGAUAUGAGUGAUAUGCUUCUAAAGGGAGAGGAUCUUCCUCAACUUGCUGUUGUUGUUUCAGUUCGGGGACAACUGGAGAAAAGCUCUGCUGCAAGAGAAUCUCCGAUCGCAAAAGCUGCUUUCUCCUUCUUACAGGAUCAUGUCUCGUCGUCAUUUAGCUUCACGGGAUGGAACGGAGGUCGCAUCAUGUGCCAGCGAUCUCAGCUGAAGCAGUUACUGUCUACUAAAGAACCAACUUCAGAAGAGUCCCGGAAAAAAACCCUAGUCGCUUUAGCAAACUCGCCAGUUUUUACUGCUGGAACAAGAACUUCGACAAACAGUGACAGUGACUCUUCCCAGAGAAGAAGCAAGAUGAAAAAAGAACUAGCAGGAAGCACAGCUUAA